AGCUCAUAUCCAGGCCGUACAUCCACAUGGAGGCCUCAUCAGUGCUGGAGCUCAGCGAAAAUGUCAUCCUCAACUGCUCCCACGAGAACGGAACCAGAACCACGUACAGGUGGUUCAAAGGUGGAAGGCCUCUGACCAAUGAAACGAGGUUUGUGUUGUCACCUGACCAGAAGCUGCUGACCAUCAAGCGAGUGCUGAUGGCAGAUGACGACAUCUAUGGCUGCGCAGUGGAGAAUCCUGUGAGCAACGUAACAAGCCAGCCUCUCAGACUCUCUGUGUACAAAAGAAGUUCCCUCUACAUCAUCCUUUCUACUGGAGGAAUCUUCCUCCUCAUCACCUUUGUGGCCGUGUGUGCAUGUUGGACUCCUUCUAAAAAGUCAAAGCAGAAACCCAAAACGUCUUUAUCCAGGAUUUACAGCCGUUCUCGUCACACACCUCUUAAUCAAAAUGAUUAUGUGCUGCCCAAAACUGCAAAGCGUAACGGGAUUAAUGCAGUAACUUCACUUUAUGUCCUCCAGCAAAAGGAUCCAUCCAUGGACGACUCCUCCAGCAACAGUAUUGGAUCUCCUGAGUGUGACAAUCCACCGUCCUACACCUCUUUCUCCAAAUACACACAUUCCCUGAGCCGGACAGCUGGCUCCCCAACCUGUGCCGUCCCUAGUUAGACUGAGUGCCACUAUCACUCUAAUUCAAAAUGCCUUAAAGUCCUAAAAUCAAAUGUUGAAUGGUCUGUUCAAUGAAAUGCCAUGCCCCAUUUAUAUAAAUAUGUGUUCAUCACAAACAAAAAGAUAUGUUUGUCAGUAUUCAGCUUUUUUGCUCUUUUAUUUUCUAGAAAACCUGUUCAAAAGGUCUUAUAACACUUAUAUUAACUGUGCCUCCAAUAAAAUGCUCAGUUGAGUUUAGGUUAAAUUUGAACUUCGUAGUUUCUUAAAGACUUUUUAUUGAGCAUUGUAGUUGUUUUACAAGAAGUAAACCAGUUUUGGUUGCCUAUAGAGAUGGUACAAAAAAAGAAAAUGCGGUGUGAGUUUAAGAAGCGGCUCUGUGUGAGUGACUUUCAGUGUAAAAGUCAAAGAACAAAUUGUGGUAUUGUGUAAGAAAUUAAAACAAAGUGGCUGUCUUGUGAAAUGAAGAUACGUGAUUUUCAAUUUUUGAAAACUUCAUUAAAAUGUAAAAUUCAAAUGAA
Austrofundulus limnaeus is the source of this 1183-nucleotide messenger RNA. Its product is annotated as hepatocyte cell adhesion molecule. NCBI's taxonomy places the organism in Eukaryota, Metazoa, Chordata, Actinopteri, Cyprinodontiformes, Rivulidae. The record is from RefSeq and is a predicted model, not a curated record.